GAAGGGUUGAAACAUAAUUAUUUAUAGUCUUUUUGUGACAUGGUUGUCAAUACAAGGACCUUGUUUUUACAUUACCGCUACCAAGACACAGUAUCUUGGACAGUUGUGCACGCAAAGUCUCUGACAUGUUUCGCCCUUAGAAGGAAGGAAGGAAGGAGGGAAGGAAGGAAAUUCACUUCAGAUGAUAAGCAAAACCAAGAUGCCAGAUCCAUAGAAAGUUGCUUCUUAAAAUAGGUAAUUACUAAUUACUCAGAGACCAAGAAGUAAUGGCGUCAGCAGAAGGGAAGGCUCCUUAUACAGCUAAUUGUUUUACUCAAGAUUUCCGGAUACCCCUCAAUUCACCUGAUCAUCCGAAAUCAGUUUCAAAAAAAUUAGUAUCUGAUUGGGUUCCUAGUAAUUCUAUUCAUGAAUAUCUGAAUUCUGACAAGGUACCGGAAAUGAAGUGGUGGCUGCAUGUGAAAAGUGACUUGGGGGAGGAAGCAAAUUAUACAUGUCAGCAUCUGAAUUCUUGCGAGUCUGAACUUGAUGAUGCCUUGUAUGCUGAAUUUCUAAAUGGCAGUGUCAAGAGUGGGGGAGAUAAACUGGCCAAAGACUUUGAUGCUCUUUCUAAUGUUGAAAGUGCUAAGGAGCAGCCUUGGCAUGUGUCUCCUACGUGUUUGAAAAACAACAAUACAAGAAUGCCAAAAAUUGAGGCUUCACUCAAUGCUGAUUUACAUUUUACUUGUAAGAAGAAAGAUCAAGAGGAGUUAUGUUUUUCAGACAGUCAUUUUAUGGAUUGUGAUAUUUCCAGUUUCUGGGUCUCUGAACAAGGUAAAAUGGCAUCUUCUGAUCUAGAAUCACAUCUGAUGGGAGAAGAGAAAUCUGGUCCUUGGUGGCGCACUGCUGGAAGAGAUGAGUUAGCUUCCUUGGUUGCUCAGAAGUCACUUGAGCAUAUUGAGAAUUGUGAUCUCCCUCAUCCCCUGACUAAGCAUGUUAGACAGAAACCCCCUUACACAAAGGGUGUUAACCAUGAUAAGGCUCCACCAUCAUCUUUGAACCAUAAAACUGAGUCUGGUUCUUCCAAUGCAGAUGGUUAUACAACUGGAAUAUCCACUUCUGACUAUUCAUUUCAGGAUUCAAACAAGAAUUCCAGUUCCAGCCAGAGCACAGAUUUUAGUUCUAGCAACAAAAGUUGUCAAAUGAACUCUGAGAACAGUAGUAGCAUGUCUGAGCUGUUGAAAGCUUUGUGUCACUCUCAAACAAGAGCAAGAGAGGCUGAGAAAGCAGCACAGCAAGCUUUCAGCGAGAAGGAGCACAUCGUGAGUCUCUUUUUUCGACAAGCUUCGCAACUCUUUGCUUACAAACAGUGGCUCCACAUGCUGCAGCUCGAGAACCUCUGCCUGCAACUCAGAAACAAAAACCAGUCAUUGAUAAACCUCUUUCCAGCACCCUUACCCUGGGCCCCAUACAGGGGAAUGCUGCUUAAGAAGAGUCACAGAAGUGGGAAGAGGAAGAAUAGUAACAGAAAAUGUGGGAUUACAAAGUGUGUUGUUGCUUUUGCAUUGGGUUUAGGCCUUGCUGGUGCUGGUUUGCUUCUUGGUUGGACCAUGGGAUGGAUGUUUCCACCCUUAUAAAGGACGUCUUGGUUUGGACAUUGACUAACAUUAAUCAAGUGCUUCUGCUAUGCUUUUCUGGAAUUGGAGUUCUCUUGUGCUGAUAAGAUUCACAGAAGUGUAUAUGUGAUGUUAUCCAUGUUUCCAUUACCAUCAUAUGUAAAUAUUCCUCAUACAUUUGAGACCAUUAGUUGUAUAUAUUUAAGAACAUAUAGUUUAUAAAGAUCCACCUAGUGAGAAAAGGUUUAGUUGCUAUUGUAGUGCAGAAAAAAUGUUUGGUAGAUUUCACAAAUGUUUGUUUUAAAUAUCAAAUGAACUUGUUUAAGUGUUUUAAGCACGCAGGUACGAGAUGAUUGUCAUAUACAUAUCAGAUGUAUUGGGGUUAUUUUGUUGGUAUUUAUCUGAGGACAUUUUAUAU
Molecule: messenger RNA, 2010 nt
Organism: Cajanus cajan (pigeon pea)
Lineage: Eukaryota; Viridiplantae; Streptophyta; Magnoliopsida; Fabales; Fabaceae
Source: RefSeq, a predicted model, not a curated record